GAUCACACGCGGCCGCCGUCAGACGGUUGUGCGUUCACCAUCUCGUUAAUUUCAAACACACAGCAUGGCGGGUCUCCUGCAGUAUUCAACAAGUCGAGGCAGUGAGGAGGGCUUCCACUCAGGAUCCGACGAAGCAAUCGACAAUCUGGCCUACCAGCUCUACUCACAAUUUCGAGUCGAUGAAAAUCAUUUCGAGCAGCACAAGUGCGCCUCGGACAGCGGCACUUCCAGCGGAGAGCUAGAACACAUGCUCGGGAUGAAGGAAGAGUCGACUGGGUGCCAAGGCCAACUGCCCGGGGCAUGGUUCUACGAAAUGGGUGACGACGCUUCCGCCUCGCCCACCUUUGAUCUCGAGGAAAUGGGUCCUUUCCGAGGUAUUCUCAGCUCAAGGAACUGCUCUGAAAGCGUCGAAGUGCCGAGUAGCGAACAUGUGGCCGAAAUCGUGGGCAGACAAGGCUGCAAAAUCAAAGCACUGCGGGCAAAAACUAACACCUAUAUCAAAACACCCAUUCGAGGAGAGGAUCCGGUCUUCGUUGUCACAGGAAAAGCUGAGGAUGUGCUUGAAGCGAAAAGGGAAAUUGAGUGUGCAGCAGAGCACUUUACGCAAAUUCGAGCCAGCCGCCGUCAUUCACACGGUGGUGCACCCGCGCCUGGUCAUGUCACUUUGUACGUUCGUGUGCCUCUUCGAGUCGUGGGACUUGUCGUAGGGCCAAAAGGAGCAACAAUCAAGAGAAUUCAACAAGAUACUCACACUUACAUCAUAACACCAAGCCGUGAACGGGAACCAAUCUUUGAGGUCACUGGAUUACCUCAAAAUGUUGAGGCAGCUCGUAAAGAGAUUGAACAGCACAUCUACCAGCGCACUGGUAAUAUGCCCAUGACAGAUCCAGAUGCUUCAAUUUCGCAGUACUCAAGCUUGCAGAAUAAUCUAUCACUUGCCGCAUCAGCAACGGCGGCAGCCCGUUCGGCAUAUGGCAGUUUGGCCCAACCACCAGUUCGACGUACUAUUGGCAACGAGAAUUUGCCUGACUAUAGUAGAGUGCUAGAGAGAAAUGGAUAUAGUGGACUUUCUUCAUUGAUGCGUUAUCCACAGACGACAAAAACACCUUCGUACUCCGCUGGAGGUUCGCCUCCUGCCGUAUCACCAUCAUUUUUCGGAUCCUCUUCAUCGAGUACUACGUCGAACGCUUUCCAACCUUGGUCAUCAAACAAUCUGUACACAGGUCUUGGACUUAGCGAAGCUUCAGAUCUGUUCUCUACUCGUUCUUCCGUAUUAUCUGGUGCAUCGCUAUGGUCCUCUGGUUUUGGCUCAAUGUCUUGUGGUCAGCAGAUUCCGUCUAGCCAACAUGAUGAAGGACUCGGUGAUUCACCGCCCAACAAUGUCUCGUCUACCGCUUACAAUCUGAUGUCGUCCAUAUGGGCAGAUAUUGAUGCACCUCGUGAGCCGGAGUCCAAAGCCGGAGGUCCGAGUUCGAAUCGCCUCACGUCGUCAAGCAAGCUGUUCUCGCAAUGUACUCGUUGGAAGGCCAGAAAAAGGCAAGCAUAUGCAGCAUCCGAAUAUAAGCAAGGAUUUUCGUACUAG
This is a messenger RNA of Cylicocyclus nassatus, 1582 nucleotides long. NCBI's taxonomy places the organism in Eukaryota, Metazoa, Nematoda, Chromadorea, Rhabditida, Strongylidae. The record is from the annotation of a GenBank genome assembly.